Molecule: messenger RNA, 473 nt
Organism: Balaenoptera ricei (Rice's whale)
Lineage: Eukaryota; Metazoa; Chordata; Mammalia; Artiodactyla; Balaenopteridae
Gene: ASDURF
Product: ASNSD1 upstream open reading frame
Exons: 4
Coding region: 167-457 (96 amino acids)
Source: RefSeq, a predicted model, not a curated record
CGCGCAGGCGUAAGAGUGAGUGCGCAGACGCCAUUGGUAGGACUCACGGAAAAGGGAAAGGGAGGGGAUGGAGCCCCUGGGAGCUCAGACGUGCUGGGGCUGUGGACUGGGAGCCGCUAGAACGUUCUCAGGGCUGCACAUCCUGCAUAUUUGAGGCUCCGUGGAGAUGCCCAGCCGAGGUGCGCGACCCGAGGACGGCUCCGGGCUGGUCCCUACCGACAACUCGACCCAGCACAAGGAAGAUCUCAGCAACAAGAUCAAAGAACAAAAAAUUGUUGUGGAUGAACUUUCUAACCUGAAGAAGAACAGGAAAGUAUAUAGGCAGCAACAGAACAGCGACAUAUUCUUUCUUGCAGACCGAACAGAAAUGCUUUCUGAAAGCAAAAAUAUAUUGGAUGAGCUGAGGAAAGAAUACCAAGAAAUAGAAAACUCAGAGAAGACCAAAAUCAAGAAAUAGUCAACUUGAUUUUACA